Messenger RNA from Artibeus jamaicensis (Jamaican fruit-eating bat), 5822 nucleotides. RefSeq names its product chloride intracellular channel 5 (gene CLIC5). The transcript is spliced from 6 exons. Bases 16 to 1230 code for a protein of 404 amino acids. Lineage: Eukaryota; Metazoa; Chordata; Mammalia; Chiroptera; Phyllostomidae. The record is from RefSeq and is a predicted model, not a curated record.
AUCAGACGCAUAAACAUGAAUGACGAAGACUACAGCACCCCUUACGACACAAUCCAAAAAGAGAGGGCAUAUGAGGUUCCAGACCAGCCAGCAGAAAAUGAAGGUCCCCUUUAUAAUAACAUCCAUGAAGACUGGAGGUCGGAAAGUAAUUUAUAUGCCACUGAGCUGGGAACCAACGGAUACGACUUCGUAUCGGUUUAUGCCGUUAGGAGUGAGGAGAACAGCAUGGCCUAUUCCCAGCCAGAAGACAGAGGCUACCUCCUGCCUGAUGAGGUAAGUCCUGAGGCCCAGGAUCUUCUACAAGCUGAGCCCCAGGAACAGAGGGACAUCAUGAUGGGAGGAACUCAGCACCAGGAGACAAGCCCAGAAGAGCCACAGGAGAGCAGAGGCAUGAUGGAGGAGAACCUGUCUUCUCCUUCAGCCUUCACUGCGGAGGAGAGCAGUGGAUAUUCCUCCACCUACUAUUCUGAGGCUGAUGACUUGGAAGAAAACCAAUCAGCUUUCAGAAGCCCUGACAUCACCCUCUUUGUGAAGGCUGGAAUUGAUGGGGAAAGCAUUGGCAACUGUCCCUUCUCUCAGCGUCUGUUUAUGAUCCUCUGGCUGAAAGGAGUCGUGUUCAAUGUCACCACUGUGGAUCUGAAAAGGAAGCCAGCCGACCUGCACAACCUGGCCCCUGGCACCCACCCGCCCUUCCUGACCUUCAACGGGGAUGUGAAGACCGACGUCAAUAAGAUCGAGGAGUUCCUGGAGGAGACUCUGACCCCUGAAAAGUACCCCAGACUGGCUGCAAAACACCGGGAAUCCAACACAGCAGGCAUCGACAUCUUCUCCAAGUUCUCUGCCUACAUCAAAAAUACGAAGCAGCAAAACAAUGCUGCCCUGGAGAGAGGCCUGACCAAGGCUCUGAGGAAACUGGAUGACUACCUGAACACCCCUCUGCCGGAGGAGAUCGACGCCAACACUCACGGGGAUGACGGCAAGGGGUCCCAGCGCAAGUUCCUGGACGGGGACGAGCUGACCCUGGCCGACUGCAACCUGUUGCCCAAGCUCCAUGUGGUCAAAAUUGUGGCCAAGAAAUACCGCAAGUAUGACUUCCCGGCUGAGAUGACAGGCCUGUGGCGGUACCUCAAGAACGCCUACGCCAGGGACGAGUUCACCAACACCUGCGCCGCGGACGAGGAGAUAGAGCUGGCCUACGCCGACGUCGCCAAGCGCCUCAACCGAUCCUGAGCGCGGCCACCCAACCCCAUCACUGCUGCAGAAGACCUCAGCUUCUCUCAAAGGCCUCCGGCUUCACAAACUCCUCUCCCACGCUGCCUUGAGAAACUCUUUUCUGGUCAGGCUGCACCUUGCUGGCUUCAUUAGAACUCCCGCCUGCUGUCCUCUGUGAAGGUCAGCGCCAACCCCGUCUGAUCACGCAGGAAUCUGCAAGCAGAAAUGCUAGAAACAAACUCCCAGCCUUUGGGCCUUGUCUGAGUUCAGUGUAUUUGGGGUCAGUGUUGGAGAACCCACGCAUGGGAUCGUCACCGGCCCUAUCUGCCAACAUCAAACUAUCUCCUCGGAUGCGUUAGAAAUAUGCAACGCCAUGUCCACCUCUGUGCUCCUCUUUGUCAGUAACUCCAAGGCCAAGGACAAAUGCCAUCUUAGUUCUUAUUAGAAAGAGCUCCCCUGCUCUUAGGGGAGACAGAGAGAGUGAAUGGAGAGGAACUAAGCAGGCUGGAUUUUGGCAUCUGGCAGACGCACCUCAAGUCACUCACUACUUUCCGACACUCCUGUCACACUGGGCACUUUGGGCACAGUCUCAGUUUACCGCAGUGCUGUGAAUGUUGCAAUGCUAUCGUGCACCUGGCUGACACGGACCUUUGUUUUCAUGCUGCCCGGGCCUUGCCAGAAAAGGAAAUCGGCAUGCAAUUCCAAAUUCGGGGGACUGGGGCUGGGAGGGGAGGGGAGCAGUGUUGAUGCCAAAAGGCCCAUGGGGGUCUACCAGCCAUGGGUUUGACUGCUUAGGGGUAAUUGCUUUGUUGCAGGUUACAUGCCUGGGUUUGACUAUGUUUAUCUACGAGUGAAUUUUGGUCCAUGAGAAAACAGAAGUGUGUGGGAGGUAGAGGGAUGGGUGAACAUGAAAGAGUCCUUUUUGAUGCUCACCUAUCUCUGGGAAUUUUGAGGGCAGGUCUUCUGUCUCAUGAUCUAACUAAGUCUUGAACUGGUGAUGUCAUGUGACUACCAACCUUGUAGCAAAAACCCCAGAAUUGGCCAAAAAUGACCUUGCAGGCUCUCUAAGUAGUUUCUGGAUGCGGAUCUCUGUCUGGGUGCUCUCGGGCAGCCGCUCCGGGCUGACUCCACUGCAGCCUCUGAUGGGUGAGUCACAGUGAGGAGGUGGUAGCAUGCUCAUGGACCCUUAGGAAGAAAGCCCUGAGUCUUUCUGACUGGGAAACCAUGUGGUUUGAACUUGAGAAAAAAAAAUAUGCCCAUCUGGGUUAAUGUUCUUACCAUCUGACUCAACUACCAGAUGAAGAAAAGGAAACUUUAUUUUAGAUAAUAUUGCUCUCCUUAGUUGUUGUUCUUGAGUUUCACCUCCUUAGAAGCUUACCCUGCAUGAGUGUGGGGACCAGUGCGAAAGAAACGAAGAGAAAUGAACUGAUCGUCAGCUCCCUCUCCCAGGGAACUCCCUGUGAGGAAAUCCACCCACCACAGACCCUCACCUUCAACAAUCCUCCCUUCUCUGGUGCCUGUCGGCCAAGAGCGAGGUUCCCAAACGCCGGAAAGCCCCAGGACUUGGCUCAUUGCUCGGGGAGGGCAGAGCGGCAUGGGUCUUUUCCAUAGAAACAUCAACAAAUUCUAACCCAAGCAAUCCCCGGACCUACCUGCCUCCAGGGAUCUCUGAAGGAAAAAGUGGCCCGUUGAUCAGAGCAGAAAGGGGAGGAAGCAGGGGGUGUCCUUCAGCCCACUGAGGAAGAGGAAAUUUCUCAGUAGGACAUUUUACAAGCCUGAGAGUUUUGAAAGGCAGAAUGAGUUGAUUCAUUUCCCCCUCUGAAGGAUCCUUCCCACAACUCCCUGGAAACCUGUCUCUGGAGGUGCUUAAAAUGGAGAACUGGUGAGGAAAUAGUCUUUUUUUUUACCUUAAGGAAAAGCCCCAAACUGGCCUCUUGGGGCAUGAAAGCGUGAAUGAUCCCAAAGGACUUUUAAUUUGUGUGAAGUCCUCUUGUCCUGGGAAUUUGCCCCCCUUCCCUUCGCAUCCCAGGCACCAUGACCUCAGAGGCAGUCUGCUCUCCCGAGACCCACGGUGGCCCUGUUCUUGAAGCACAUCCGCGUAGUGCAGCCAGGGCAACAGAGAAAACAGACGGAUGCCAGGAGGACCGACUGCCCCGGAGGGGUUGGCAGACAGACACUAGCAGCCUUGAUUUGAUAUUCGGAGUUCCAAUAGCUGGCCAGUCUUUAAAAGCAGUCUUUAAAAACAAACAGGCCAAACCAAAUCAAUAUUGUUGUUUCUAGAUGUUCCUUCUGUGGCUGACUUAAUUUUACAUGAAUAACAAUAUUAAUAGGCAUGGAGGGCAGAUACAUGAUUAAUUAUAAUUAUUUAAAAGAGGGGAAGGAGCCAGAGAUGGAGGGAUACUUAAUUCAGGAAUAUCUUUUUAUUUCAACAGUACAUUAUCAUAUAAUGCAACUAUUGACUUAGAGAUUCAAGUUCUUAUGACCAGAUUUAUCAGAGUAUUUUUAAAUAAUGACAAUGUGCCCUUCUGAUUCACUUUGUUUUUUCAAAAAAAAGAUUUUUCUUUAGAUGCUUCAGCCUCCUGGGGGUUUGGCCAUGACCUUGUAGCAAAUCAUACCCCAGCGACAGUGUGGGCGGUUCUCAGGUGUCCCCAGCACCAGCUCAGGGAGGACUGGAGGUGUGCGGUCUGACCACACGCUCCAGAGCUCUAUGACAGGAUGUGACUCUUGUCAUGGGUCUUGAAUGAACACUAAUCCCUCAGAAAGCAUUUCAGUGUGGCCCAGAAAUGGAGUUCAUUUGGGUUGCGUUCUUGUUUUAUAUUUCACUUAUUUCUCUCCUGUGACUGGCAUGUCACUAUUUUUUUGCGGGGUGGCUAAGUGGGAGGCUGAGGCAGAAACAAGAGUCAAACUCCGAGUGACUGUUGAAUUUGCCCACCUACUCAGCACUGUCUACCUCUCUGGUUGGCCCAGAGUGAAGCUAUUGGAGAAGAUUUUAGUAACUAUAAAAGAUGAGCUAAGUAAAUCUUGAUUGAUCCAGAGCAUAGUGCCUUCUGUUGUUUGCCUUCAUCUCUUGACAAAGGAGGCCAAAUAAAUGCCCUGACAAUUCAGAAUCACAGACACGGCUAUGAGGAUCUUGUCUAAACAAGGGAUGGAGCUCCCCGGCACCAGACUAAGGAGUUGGAAAGUGAAAAACACUCAAUCACUUUCUUUGGCCACAGGAUCUCAGACUAGUUUCAACUCCCAAAGAAAUGGUGGUGUCCCUAAUGGUCACUUCUGCUGGUGGGGACAGUGAGGAGCUGGAAUUUUAAUUAGAAAAAAACAUGUUUUCUAGCAUUUGUCAAAUGAAGGAAGCAACAGAAGCUCUUCACCAUAUCUGUGCCCACUGGCAAUUUUGCCAACAGAAAAUACGAAGCAUCAUAGAAUUGUCACAAAAUGGAUCACUCCUGGAAUAGAGCCUAAAGUUCUAAGAGUCUCAGGAAUCAGCAAGAUCUGAGGGGGAAAAAGGAGUGGGGGAGGCAGAGUCAGAAAGGUGCAGGUGUAUUCGGUAGGAGCUUGUCAUCAUGAGAAACCCGUGGGAGUCUGUAUCUAACAUAAAGCCGGCCCAGAGGUAGCAGAUACCCAGGAGGUACUGCUGUGUCUCAGCCCUGUUCCCGCCAGCCUGGAGCCAUCUCAACAGCACGGUGUGAGUCGAGAUGGUGGCGUCUCCCUACUUGCACGGGUGAAGCAUUAACUUAGAGAUGAAAUUAAGACCAUGAUUCCCAAGGGAUAACUUCCUUAUUUUUGUGUAUGACAUUAAAAAAAUCAUAAGCAUUAGAGAAAGAAAUGUGCUUGUAAAGCAUCCUGGUUCUGGUGUCAGGAGAACUGACGGAGUCACACUGCCGGCCUCGGGCCCUUUUUGCACACAAGGACGACUGUCUUCUGUUACUGCCCUUCAGCAUUCAAACAGGACAACAUGUGCCCGCCACACGCAUGCAUGUUUCUCUCCCUUUGUCAAUAUUCCUCUCCCAGCUUGGUUUCAGCAUCCUUUCAGUUCAUAAUUAGGUAUGAUUAAGCGUGCAUAAGUUUAUUUAACAUUACUUAUGGAAAUAGAUCCAAUCCUUCCAUCCCUAACCAAACAUAAAAUAAAAGAUAGCCACAUUAAAGGGUUUGGGUUAAUCUGUGUUUCUAUGAAAGCAAUCUGUUUUAUGGCAAAGCAUAGUUUUAAGGAGCCAGUUAUCUAAGGUAUAUAUUGUAUAGCUAGAGAUUUCACAUAUAUUUUAAAUAUAAAAUAUCCAGCUGAUUUUGAAUUUGUCUUAAUUUCCUGACCACCCAGUUGUCCCAUUUUAUAAGCUGGAGCGUUAACUAAUUUAGCAAAAGAUGCUUAGCUUUUAUGACAGAACAAACAUUUCAUUUUCUAAAGACACUCCUAAGGAUGGUUACUUGAUUUUCUCAAGACCUUUAACUGUGUUGAUAAAAUACUAGGACUUGUUUCCAGCCUUAAUGAAUGUAAAAUGCCUUUUAAUGAAGAUAUUGCUGAGUGUUUUCCUCAUCUGAAUCAGUUAUAAAUUUGUCCCCCAGUCUUGAUUGGUAUUGAUUGAUUGAUUCAAAUAAAGUUGGUUUAUUUUCAAAUAUGA